Molecule: messenger RNA, 1607 nt
Organism: Benincasa hispida (wax gourd)
Lineage: Eukaryota; Viridiplantae; Streptophyta; Magnoliopsida; Cucurbitales; Cucurbitaceae
Product: protein ASPARTIC PROTEASE IN GUARD CELL 2-like
Biological process (GO): proteolysis
Molecular function (GO): aspartic-type endopeptidase activity
Source: RefSeq, a predicted model, not a curated record
AGGUCCCAUUCUUAUUUUCCACCCCAAAUAAAUAAAUAAAGAAAUAAACCAUGUUCCUUAAACAACCCUCUUCUCUUCUCUUUUUUCUCUUUUUUCUCUUCUUCUCCGCCGCCGCCGGUAGAUCUUCUCCGACAAAGUUCCAAUACCUUAAUGUUAAAGCUACCAAAUUGGACUUUAAUGACGAUCAGAUUCUUCAUACCCUUAAUUUCUCCCACGCCCGCCGGCAAGUGUCCGGUCACAAAUCCGACAAUAAUACAUUUAAACUCAACCUUCUCCACCGGGAUAAACUUUCCCACGUCCAUGGCCAUCGUCAUGGCUUUAAUGAACGCAUCAAAAGAGACGCUAUUAGAGUCGCCACCCUCGUCCGCCGCCUCUCUCACGGCGGCGGCGCCGUCCAAGAUAACAAAUACAAGGUGGCCGAUUUUGCCACGGAUGUCAUUUCAGGAAUGGAAGAGGGGAGUGGAGAAUAUUUUGUUCGGAUCGGAGUUGGGAGUCCGCCGAGGAGUCAGUAUAUGGUGAUUGAUUCCGGUAGUGAUAUUGUGUGGGUCCAAUGUAAACCUUGUAGCCGAUGCUACCAACAAUCCGACCCGGUUUUCGACCCGGCCGACUCCUCCUCCUUCGCCGGUGUAUCUUGCGACUCCAUCGUUUGCGACCGUCUCGAGAACACCGGCUGUAAUGCUGGACGAUGUCGAUAUGAGGUGUCGUAUGGAGACGGGUCUUACACCAAAGGCACUCUCGCUCUCGAAACUCUCACCGUCGGCGAAGUGAUGAUUCGUGACGUGGCAAUCGGAUGCGGUCAUACAAACCAAGGCAUGUUUAUAGGGGCUGCCGGGUUACUCGGACUCGGUGGCGGCUCAAUGUCAUUCAUCGGCCAACUCGGUGGUCAAACCGGCGGCGCAUUCAGCUACUGUUUAGUGAGCCGAGGCACCGGCUCGACCGGAACAUUGGAAUUCGGCCGUGGAGCAUUGCCAGUUGGCGCCACGUGGAUCUCCCUAAUUCGAAACCCACGCGCCCCAAGCUUUUACUACAUUGGACUCGCCGGAAUCGGAGUUGGCGGCGUCCGAGUUUCGGUACCGGAAGAAACUUUUCAACUCACCGAGUACGGUACAAACGGCGUCGUAAUGGACACUGGCACCGCCGUGACGCGUCUACCAACGGCAGCCUACGUGGCGUUGCGUGAUUCGUUCACAGCUCAAACUAGCAACCUCCCACGAGCGCCUGGUGUUUCGAUCUUCGACACGUGUUACGAUCUCAACGGGUUCGAAUCCGUACGAGUGCCAACGGUGUCGUUUUACUUCUCCGAUGGACCGGUACUGACGUUGCCAGCGAAGAAUUUUUUGAUUCCGGUGGACGGCGGCGGAACUUUUUGCCUGGCUUUUGCUCCUUCGCCGUCGGGACUUUCCAUAAUCGGAAACAUCCAGCAAGAAGGAAUUCAAAUUUCAUUCGAUGGGGCCAAUGGGUUUGUUGGAUUCGGCCCAAAUGUUUGCUAAAUGUGCAAAUAAAUCUCAAUUAAUCACAUUAUCAUUUUUGUUUCAAAGCUAUUAGAUAAAUCAGAUGUAAAUAAAAAUAAUGUUUAUUUUACAUUAGUAUAUACUAUAUAGUUUCUA